AUGAGCGAACAAUCGUCAACGCCGGGCAAGGACGGCAAGCCCCCCGCGACGGUCGUCACGGGCGACUACGACCUCUCGACGCCGAUCGACUCGAGCGUCGGCCUGCGGCAGGGCCUGACCUCGUACGGGGACAACCACUUCAGCCUGUUCCUCCGCAAGGUGUUCAUCAAGGCCCUGGGGUACAGCGAGGACGCGCUCUCGCGGCCCAUCAUCGGCAUCGUCAACACGUACUCGAGCUUCAACCCGUGCCACGCCAACGUGCCGCAGCUGAUCGAGGCCGUCAAGCGCGGCGUGCAGCUGAGCGGCGGCCUGGCCAUCGACUUCCCGACCAUCAGCAUCCACGAGAGCUUCGCGUCGCCGACGAGCAUGUACCUGCGCAACCUCAUGAGCAUGGACACGGAGGAGAUGAUCAAGGCCCAGCCGUGUGACGCGGUGCUGCUCAUCGGAGGAUGCGACAAGACGACCCCGGCGCAGCUAAUGGGCGGCAUAUCUGCCAACAAGCCCAUCCUGCAUCUCGUCACUGGACCUAUGAUGCCGGGAAGCCACAAGGGCGUGCGGAUCGGCGCUUGCACCGACUGCCGCAACAACUGGGCCGCUUACAGGGCCGGCAAGAUUGACAUUGAGGACAUCUCGGCCAUCAACGACGAGCUUGCCCCGACAGGCGGCACAUGCGGCGUCAUGGGCACCGCGUCGACCAUGGCGUGCAUCCUGGUCGGCCUGGGGAUGAUGCCCUUCAAGGGCGCCACCGCGCCGGCCGUCUCGUCCGCCAGGCUGCGGAUCGCGGAGCAGACGGGCGGGCUCGCCGUGGUCCUGCACAAGAAGGGCCUGAAGCCGCAGGACCUGCUCACGCGCGAGUCGUUCCUCAACGCCAUCACCGUGCUGCAGGCCAUCGGCGGCUCGACCAACGCCGUCGUCCACAUGAUGGCCAUCGUCGGCCGCCACCCGGCCGUCGCCGGCACCAUCACGCUCGACACCUUUGACGAGAUCGGCCGCCGGACGCCGCUGCUGGUCGACCUGAAGCCCAGCGGGCAGAACUACAUGGACGACUUCCACAACUCGGGCGGCAUGCUGGCCCUCCUGCACGAGCUGAAGCCGCUGCUGCACCUCGACGCCAUGACGGUGACGGGCCGCACGCUAGGCGAGGAGCUCGCGGCCACGCCCUUCACGCCCAUCCCCCGCGACAGCCUCGUCAACUGCCUACAGCCCUUCAACGACCCGCUGUACCCGGCCUCGGCGCUGGCCGUGCUCCGCGGCAACAUCGCCCCGGGCGGCGCCGUCAUCAAGCAGAGCGCGUCCAAGGACCGCCGGCUCCUCAGGCACUCCGGGCCGGCCGUCGUCUUCGCCGGCUCGGCAGACAUGGCCCUGCGCAUCGACGACCCGGCGCUGGACGUCACCCCGGACAGCGUCCUGGUCCUCCAGAACAUCGGACCCGUCGGCAACCCGGGGAUGCCCGAGGCCGGGCUCAUCCCCAUCCCGCGGAAGCUCGCCGAGCGCGGCGUCCAGGACAUGCUGCGGCUGUCCGACGGCCGCAUGAGCGGCACGGCGGGCGGCACCAUCGUCUUGCACAUCUCCCCCGAGGCGGCCGAUCCCGAAUCGGUCCUGGGCGUCGUGAGGACCGGCGACGUCAUCACGUGCGACGUCGAGCGGCGCGUCAUCCGGGUCGAGGUCUCGGACGACGAGAUCCGGAGGAGGAUAGCCGAGAGGAGAGAGGCGUUGGAGAGGGAGGAGGAGAACGGGGGCAGCAACGCGCCGUGGGUGGCCAAGAAGCGGAUCCGUGGCUACCGCGGGCUCUAUCUGCGUUCCGUGUUGCAGGCCGAGGGAGGCGCCGACUUUGAUUUCCUCACAGCUGAUGGCCCUUCAUAG
Messenger RNA from Colletotrichum higginsianum IMI 349063, 1863 nucleotides. RefSeq names its product Dehydratase. The record is from RefSeq and is a predicted model, not a curated record. Lineage: Eukaryota; Fungi; Ascomycota; Sordariomycetes; Glomerellales; Glomerellaceae. The transcript has 3 exons. Gene Ontology annotation, molecular function: hydro-lyase activity. Bases 1 to 1863 code for a protein of 620 amino acids.